Molecule: messenger RNA, 3854 nt
Organism: Magallana angulata
Lineage: Eukaryota; Metazoa; Mollusca; Bivalvia; Ostreida; Ostreidae
Product: E3 ubiquitin-protein ligase XIAP-like
Exons: 3
Coding region: 238-855 (205 amino acids)
Cellular component (GO): cytoplasm; nucleus
Source: RefSeq, a predicted model, not a curated record
UACGAAUUCCAUAAAUACCUUCUAUUUAUACAGAUCGGGUUCGGGAUUACCUGGAUCUAUUUUUAGUUUGUUUACGCAAUGUCCUUCCCUUCCCGACUGUGUCGUCUUUGUGUGAGGAUGGUUUGUUUUGUCUGUCUGAUUACUUAGGAUAAUGUUCCAUGGAUUUUGCAACAGAUAUUUAAACAAAUUUAUAGGACCUACCAAUACAGAGCAAUAAGAAAUAGAAAAGAGUGCAUUAUGGAAGCAGAUAGAUCAAACUAUGACAUCAUUCCCACAUCCCCUCUAGAGCGAUUCAAGCCCCUCCAAGUGGACCUCAAAAAGAGAUUGAAUACGUUCAAGAAUUAUCCCAAAAAUGCAGUAAAAAGCAAAGAAGAUCUAGCACAAAAUGGAUUUCAUUACAUUGGAGAUGGGAAAGAUGAUAAGGUCCAAUGUGUAUUUUGUGGGAUCAUAGUAAACAACUGGACAAAGGAAGAUGACAUCAUGUCGGAACAUCGUCGGUUUUCUAGAGACUGUAUGCAUAUCUACCAACUGGACCGCAAAAACUUCGGAUCAAUGAUGAACGGAGGUUUAUCACGAGCCGACCUCAUCAGCAACUCGCUAAAGGCUGAUAUUGGAAGGCUCCCACAGAUGAAAGAGCUCACUUUACGGUUGAAUUCCUUCCGUGACUGGAAAUACACUAAAGACGAAAAACCCAGUCCAGAGGCCAUAGCUAAGGCAGGUCUGUUCUACACUGGUAAGAAUGACACGACACAGUGCUGGUGUUGUGGGAAUCUACUAGAGGAGUGGGAGCCUGGAGAUGAACCCAAACAUGAGCAUGACGUCAACUUUCCUGAUUGCAAACUGGCAGCGCAUUAGAAAUGUGCAAGGAUAGACAACUCUUGAAUAUUUUUUUUUUCUAAAAAUCCAGAUUUGUCUUACUUGCUGUUUAUACAAAAGAUUGUAAACUCAGUUGCGGUGUAUAAACUUUUGAAUAGAGUGUCUCUCGUUUUCAUUUGACUUUUUUGGUGCUUUUUAUACAAGUUUCCAUUUUAAUGUUUUUCUUAUAUUCUUAUUUAUGGACAGGUUGACAGACAGACAAACAAAUUAUGACUUACAGAAUGACAUUCCGAUGACACAUGACAAUUUGGUAGCUAACCCUGCUAAUACAAAACUGUUACAAUUUACAGGGGAAAAAAAAACCUGUAAUCCAUCAAAACUCAGAAUUGUGUUAUUUGAAUCACAAUAAAGAAAGUUUUUACUGUCAUUUUCUCUUUUCAAAUUGUUAUUUUUUUUUUGUCAAAAUUGUUGAAAAUUGUUUUGUUGUUAAUGUUUGUUAUCUGUCACUAGUAUUUGUUUUGUCUUGUGUAAUGUUUGAUAAUUGCUUUGUCAAGAUAUCAAUAUUGUUUGUGAUAUAUUUGAAAGCUAACAAAUUGAACCCACAACAGUUUUUACUGUUCAAUAGAAAAUUCUAGGAUGCAUAUAUUUCCUAAACUUUUUUCACACCUUCUUCAACUGUGAGUUAGUCACAAUGUCCCACAAUGGGAUUGGAACAAACCACUGAGGGGUUGAAAUCCCAUUCAAUUAAUUAAUCACUGUGUAAAUUAUGAACACAUUUGAAGAAUGUUGCAUGUUUAAAGAUCCAAAGCAAUAGUGCACAUUGUCUCUGUAUAAAGAAUGUUUACUAAAAGAUCUGAAUUUUAUGUAAUAGUACACAUUUAGCAUGUAUCAUUAGUUUGAUGAUAAUUAUUUCAUGCAAGUUUUGAAGAUAUUAGAAAAAGAUAUAGUUUGGAACAUGUGAUAUAGCAAAUUGGCUUUACAUACUUCCAUGAUAGAAAGAAUUUAGAAUGAGAUCAAAUUUCAAUUGUCAAUACAUGGUUAAUAAUAAGCCACUGAUAAAUGAUUAGAAUUAAAGCUGUAGUCUUGGACUGUUUUAUGAUUUUGUCAAUUCAAGACAAAUCGGUCAAAAUCCAUCAAGUUAUCAAAUUAUGUCUGCAUGUAUAACAAUGACAACCAAUCAUGUUAUAGUUGUCUUAAUUAAGAAAGGAAUCGUGAAAGGUAAGUAAAUUUAAUGAAUUUUAAUUAUUUAUAAUAAUUUUCAUAACAUACCUAAAUGUUCAUUUAAAGUAGAUCCAGUGUUCUGUGACGUCACACUUUUUUGUAAAACUUUGAAUUCUUUAAAAAUUGUGCAAGAUAGUUUUAUUUAUUUUAUGUGAAUAUAAUCACAUGGAUGUAAUUAGAAUUAUUGGUAGGUUAAAGAUAUUUUCGCACUUAAUUUUAUACUUAAUUUCCAAAUUUUUAUAUAUUUUAUCUAUGCAAAGGGGAAAUAACUCUUUUUCUGACUUUUCUCUCAGUUGUAUGUCUAAAUGCUAUAGUUUUUCUUAUUCCAACGAUUAAUUUUAAAAUAUUUUUGUAAUUUUAGUUUUCUGAUAAAGUUGACAUUAAAAUUAAACAAGAAAAACAAAUUUCUACCUACAAGAUUUUACUUUUAACAGAAAAAAAAUACAUUUUUCUAAUGCUUAAAUAUGCUUUAGUUUGUGUUUAUCUGGCAUCUCAAAAAGUGUGAUGACAUGUAUAUUUUUUCUAACAAUUGAUGACAUUUAAGUCUAUUAAGUCGAAAUCAGUUCGGUUUUUCAACUUUCCUCAGAGAAUUUUACGAGUAUGGAGCUACCUUAAAUAACCUGUUAAAGUGUAAAUUACUUUUUAUUCCGCCAGAUCUUUUUUUCGCGUAACAGUUAUGCUAAUUUUUUAAGGAUAAGUGACCUGUUUUACUUAAAAAAUUCAAAUUGAGAAUUUUCUGUUUACUGGUAGUAAAGCUGAAUUUGCGAAAUCACGCGUAAAGAAAGAUUUGUUCCAUAAAAAGUGAUAAACAGUUAAUUAUAUUAUAUUUACUAAUUAUUUACCGUGUACAUACAGAGCUGUGUAUCUCAUAUUACUCUCUUGUUUUUACUCUGAGCUAUGAACUCUGGACAGUAAUCAAGAGAGGGGGGUAAUAUUAUCUGAUUACGCAAUUUUGUGAAGGUACGUGGAUACGCAUCAAAUUGAAAGAAACAAUAACAUAAAUAAAUCAAGUCAAGUUAAAUUAAAAUCUUAAAUUUGAUGUAUUCCGAGUGUAUUCUUAUAACCGUUUAAUAAUGAGCAUUCAUCAGUCUGCCGGGGAAUUGUUUUUCUUUCCAUUAUAUAUACUUGUACAUUAAACGAAUUAUAGAAUUGUUUCAUAAUCAGUUUGAUGUGUACGUUGUAUAUAUGUAAAUGUUUACACAUUACUCGAGUUUUAAUAUGUUGUUGUUGUUUACAUAGGAAUCUUUUUAUGGUAAGAUAUGGUGUUUUUUUUGAAAUAUCCUGAUACAUGAAACUAUUACAAAAGUAAAGGGAGGAAGUGUGUGUGUGUGGGAUGGGGGGGGGGGGGGGAGAAAUUGUUCAAGUAUUUAUACACAAAUCAAGAACAUACCAAAUGCUAACCGUAUGAAAAUUUCAUGUAUAUUUUCUUUAAUUUCACAAGAAAAAAAAUGUUCAGAGAAAUGGCUAUAUUAUAGAUAGAUACGGAAAAUAUAUGCUAAGUUGUAUAGUGAAAAAAAAUAUGAAAUUUUUUGUCAAACAUUGUAAUUAUGAAUUAAUCGCCCAUUUCUUAUUAGACCCUUUCUUUAUGCAGUUUAUAGAGUGCCUCAGAACAUUAUUAACUUAAUGGUAAAUUUUCAAAAAAUUUGAUUUUUUUUUGUAACUGCCUGGCUAUUUCUAAGUUUUAGAAUUUCUUAAUUAAUUUAUAUUUCUUAUGAAUGUAUAAAUAUUUUCAUUAGCUUAUUAUAUAUGUUUAUAAUUUAUAUUUUUAUGGUCUUGCAUUGUUUUGUUUUUUUAUCAAUAAAUUCAUGACAAUUUUC